This is a messenger RNA of Closterium sp. Naga37s-1, 1848 nucleotides long. The record is from the annotation of a GenBank genome assembly. Lineage: Eukaryota; Viridiplantae; Streptophyta; Zygnematophyceae; Desmidiales; Closteriaceae.
AUGCAUGAAACGACCCUUGAGAGUCAGGCAGAGGCUCGUUCUCUACGAGGGGGUCCGUUGCUUGGCCCUCAUUCUCAACCAUUCUCAAUUUUCACCUCCACAAUGCCCACUGGAGAGCCCGAGCCGCCUGAUGGCGCUAGAAACGGCCUCUCUGUGCUGGGCGUUUUACCACGCCUUAGCGAGAACUACGCCGUGCCCAUCGCUCAGCCGCCGCCUCGUGAGCCGUCACCAGAAUGUGUGGUAGGGACUGUUUAUCCGUUCGAGCCGCCAGACUCACCCACGGCGUGGGAGCCACAUCCUGAGAUAGAAUUAGUUCCCGGAGGUGGCGAGGGCUCGUCAAAGCCGCCUACCGCUUCGCCAUCGACGAUCAGCACCGCGCCCGUGAAGCGACCGCGCGUGGGAGCUACGUACAACCAGCAGACGCUCUGGGGCGCCCCGCCUCCCCGAAACGCAACUUCCCACAAGCGCCCUGCUCCUUCGGCCGAUCCGAAGCCACCCACCGAUCUGGCAGAUGCUGAGUAUGAAUCGGUUAAAAAGACAUUUGAGGGUCAGUGGGCAGGGAGCUUUAACUGGCUACGUUUGCUCCGCAUGUCUAACGGUCGUCCUUCUCUGAAGUGUGCGAUUUGUGUGAAGCAUGGAGAUCCACUUGCGCACACCGCGUACGGUGCGAAGGGUGAGGGUGCUCGGGACCUCCAGAUCGGCAGCAUCCGCACUCACACCUCCUCCCGUGCACACAGGCAGGCGUUGGAGAAUGAAGAGAAGGCGGAGGCGGAGAAGGCGAAGCAGGUCACUAUCACACGAUGGCAGGGCACGGACGCUUCCACUCGUCACAUCAUUCGGCUCCUCCACAUCGCGCACUUUGUCUGUAAGGCCGACGCACCCAUAGCGAUGUUCGUCCCGCUGUGUUGGUUUCUCGCGAAAGAGGGGUUACCAGACCUGCCGCCAGGUGGCGGCUACGGCGCGUACUAUACAGAGGAGGCACUCGCAGCCAGUGAUGCUGCUGAAGAGGUACCUGAGCUGUUGAUGAUCGACGAUGUCGUGCGCGCCUUCGCUGACCACAUCGGCCGCAGCAGCGUGGACUACGCGAAGUUUCAGGAGUUGCAGCGGAUCUUCUGCCAGACGAAUCUCGAGGCGCAGGGGAUUAUCGACACACGAUGGCUCGCCCGUGGUGAAGCGAUACAGCGCCUGCUCGACGUACUCCCUGCGGCCAUCGUGGUGAUGAAGGAUUACAAGGCGGCUUUGUACGAGGUGGUUACCUCGUUCAAGUUCAACUGGCUCAUCCGCUUUCUAGCGGAUGUGCUUUGGGAACUGAACUGCCUUAACCAGCGCUUCCUGCAGCGCCAGGUGGACAUUACCCUUGUUGCGCACAUCGUGCAGCAGACAAGGAUGCGUUUGAAGACGCGGUAUUCCCUUCGCGACCCUGCACACCAUUUCGGCAGCGGCGAGAAAAUGCAGCUUCCCGAGUUCAUUAAGAAGCACGGGGCAAAUGAUAAGCGCGAGAUGAAGGCGGAGGGCGUAGACGGGGACGGGAAUCCCGUCACGUUUGAGUUCACACUGCACGAGCGUCCGCUGCCUGGACAUGAAACGGAUGGCGAUGUCACGGCGUGCGUCGAGCUGUCGAUUAAGUAUGUGCGCGCCAUCGACAAAGAGCUGGAGUGGCGGAUGCGCGACCUGGAGCUGCUGGAAGGUUCGAAGCUGUUUCGUACAGCUUCGUACGUGACCGACGACACGAAGCGAGUGGAAACCUUCAAGAAAUGGCUCGGCCAGCUGCACAAGGAGUUCGACCCCACCAGAGCUUCUCAGACUCAGUUUGUUGAGAAUGUUGGCAGUGGGGGUGGCACUGAAUAG